Amorphotheca resinae ATCC 22711 is the source of this 325-nucleotide messenger RNA. RefSeq lists its product as hypothetical. The transcript is spliced from 3 exons. The record is from RefSeq and is a predicted model, not a curated record. The coding region runs from base 47 to 325 and encodes 92 amino acids. Lineage: Eukaryota; Fungi; Ascomycota; Leotiomycetes; Helotiales; Amorphothecaceae. Gene Ontology annotation, cellular component: MICOS complex; mitochondrial inner membrane; mitochondrion.
CCUUAAACCAAUCAUUUAUCUGCCACCCUUCGCGGUAAUAGCAAACAUGCCAGAGACGUCGGUUGCUCCUCCCGCCGUGUCGCGACCCAGCAAGCCUGUUUCCGAAGCUCUGCUGAACGAGAAGUGGGAUCACUGCCUCUCCUCGCUCCUAAUCCGCUCCUCAUUGGGUCUGUCCUUCGGUGUCGUCUUCUCGGUUCUCCUAUUCAAACGAAGAGCGUGGCCUGCUUUUGUUGGCUUGGGAUUCGGUGCUGGACGUGCGUAUGAGGAAUGCAAUUCGUCGUUUUUGAGAAGCGGAAAGGAGGGUGUUAGGGUCCAGAGACCGUGA